ACUUGUGCUCAGAGCCAGGCCUAGGGGGCGCUCUCUAGGAGGGGUCUGGGCACUCCCAGCCAGAGCUGGUAGCACAGCAUGUGCGUCUAGAGCCCAGAUGGGGUUCUCCUCGCCACUCCGGCAGGCAGUCCCAGGACUCCUGCUCCCCCUCCUGUGGCUGCUGCUGCUGCUUCCCAGUUGUUACUUCCAGGACAGAAAUCCAGAGUGCGGGCAGCCUUUUCGAAAAGGGAAGAUCCUUGGGGGUCAGGAUGCCCUCAAAGGGCAAUGGCCAUGGCAAGUGAGCCUUUUCUUCAGGGGUUUCCACCUCUGUGGCGGUUCCAUCCUGAGCAAGUACUGGGUGCUCACGGCUGCCCACUGCUUUGACGAAGCCCUGAAUUUUCUGGACUACUUCGAGGUGUAUGCAGGCUUCACGGACCUCAGGAAGAUUAGUUGGCAAAGUCAGAGGCGAGAGAUCAUGCAGGUGAUCAUUCACCCGAGAUACAAGUUCAGUCACCCCAACGGAAAUGACAUCGCCUUGGUGCAGCUAAAGCGCUCUUUGAAACUCUCUUCGGUUGUUCUCCCUAUCUGCCUGCCUAAGCCCACCAUCAAUCUGGAAAUGGCGAACACGUGUUGGGUUACAGGGUGGGGAAAGAUGAGAGAGUCAGGUACAACAGUAAACAAGCUUCAAGAGGUUCAGGUACCCCUUCUUGAUCAGUUUUGGUGUCAAAUCCUCUAUGGAAACAUAUUCCUCAUCCAGGAAGACAUGAUAUGUGCCACUGACAUGAUCCAUAGGAACAGCCCAUGCCAGGGCGAUUCUGGAGGACCCCUUGCCUGCAAAUUCAACGACACCUGGGUCCAGAUUGGGGUGGUGACCUGGGGUAGAGGUUGUGCCAUGCCUUUAUUCCCUGGUGUUUUUGCUCGAGUUCCUUUCUUCUCAACAUGGAUCUCAAGUACCAUGAAAUCUGUCAUCAUCUCCAGAUCAACAACCAUCAUCGGUUCCUGGAUAACUCUCCCGACUUCACUACUGUUUCUCCAUGUCCUAAGAAUCCCAUGACUGUCCCACCUGUCUUUCCUCCCUUCUUAGCUUCUUUACAAACCUUCCUUCUUCUUCCAAAUCCCUUCUCAACUCUUACAGCUUCAACAAGACCUCCCUUCUCCUUUUCACUUCAUCUGCCCUGUCUUCAUGCUAACCCUCCCCUCUGCCUCCCCUGGAUGGGAGGUGGUAGUGGUGAGGGAGAUAGAUGAAUGCUGGGUUCUAGGACAGAUAAAGCAUGAGAAGAUGAUGAUGGGGAACUGGGUUCUAGUUUGUGGAAAGGAAGAGAAAAGCCAAAAUCUGAGUCUCCUUAGAGAACGAGGAAUCCUGGGAUGGUGUGAUGGGCAUUGAGAGUACAGGGGCUAGGGUGCUGGAAACAGUUCAUUGAGCCUUAAUAAGGACUGAGGCUCCAAUGAUCUAAUUAAAGUGUUGCAAAGCAGAAAGUGGUGGCGUUCUGCAUUUGUCCUCAGGGCAGACGGUCUUAUUUCCAUGGACACCCAAGGGGUGUGUCUACCCUGCAACAUGGGAAAAACACCAAAAAACCCCCCCAAAGCAUGCUGUCAAAGCCUAUAUUCUACAGCACCAAGGCAUCUGGAGCUAGACAAGGUCUUAGAAAUCAUCUAAUUCAACCUCAGUUCAAUUAAAUUCGG
Messenger RNA from Phascolarctos cinereus (koala), 1662 nucleotides. RefSeq names its product serine protease 38 (gene PRSS38). Gene Ontology annotation, molecular function: serine-type endopeptidase activity. Lineage: Eukaryota; Metazoa; Chordata; Mammalia; Diprotodontia; Phascolarctidae. Gene Ontology annotation, biological process: proteolysis. The record is from RefSeq and is a predicted model, not a curated record.